AUGCCAUCCAGACUGAGGAAGACCUGGAAACUUCAGGGCCAUGUGGUCCACAGCCUCAUGGGCAAGCACCAAAAGCACUCAGGACACCAGGGUCAUGCUGGUGGCAUGCUUCACCAUAGGAUCAACUUCGAUCAAUAUCACCCAGGUUACUUUGGAAAAGUUGGUAGGAGGCAUUACCACUUAAAGAGGAACCAGAGCUUCUGCCCAGUUGUCAACCUUGAUAAACUGUGGACAUUGGUCAGUGAGCAGAUGCGGGUAAAUGCUGCCAAAAAUAGGACUGGAGCUGCUCUUAUCAUUGAUGUGGUGCAAUUGGGCUACUACAAAGUUUUGGGAAAAGGAAAGCUCCCAAAACAGCCUGUCAUCCUGAAAGCCAAAUUCUUCAGUAGAAGAGCUGAGGAGAAGAUUAAGGGUGUGUUUUUGGGGUGCUGCAUCCUGGUAGCUUGA
Molecule: messenger RNA, 444 nt
Organism: Neomonachus schauinslandi (Hawaiian monk seal)
Lineage: Eukaryota; Metazoa; Chordata; Mammalia; Carnivora; Phocidae
Product: 60S ribosomal protein L27a-like
Exons: 1
Coding region: 1-444 (147 amino acids)
Cellular component (GO): cytosolic large ribosomal subunit
Molecular function (GO): structural constituent of ribosome
Source: RefSeq, a predicted model, not a curated record